This is a messenger RNA of Paramuricea clavata, 462 nucleotides long. NCBI's taxonomy places the organism in Eukaryota, Metazoa, Cnidaria, Anthozoa, Malacalcyonacea, Plexauridae. The record is from the annotation of a GenBank genome assembly.
AUGACUACUGGGGAUUUAAAGAACAACUUACGAAAGUUUGACGCUGAAUUAAAGCUUAUAAACUACGCUAGCGAGCUGGACAUAGAAGGGCUUAGCAUUGGCCGACCUUCUGCAUUCCUGCCAAUUUUACACUUCGUUUUGACCGAAUUUUCCAUCGAGCUGGCGCAGUAUUUUUACUCAAAAGACUAUGAACUUCUUGGGAAGAGUGAUAAAAACUUUGUGUCGGUUAUUUAUCGUAUUUUACGGGACGAAUUUAACACAAAACCGCCCUUGACCAGGGAGCAAUUUUUUACACUUGGUUUUGCCGAGAGGAAGCUGCAAUUCGCCACAACUGUGAUUCAGUUGUGUCGAAGGAGAAGCGAUAUGCUGAAACCAAAGAAAAAGAAGACUAUGAUACGUUCAAAUGCAGGUAUACAGUAUAUGUAUUUUGGAGCUAGGAUGACCAGGCUAAUAGAAGAAUAG